Molecule: messenger RNA, 1559 nt
Organism: Clarias gariepinus (North African catfish)
Lineage: Eukaryota; Metazoa; Chordata; Actinopteri; Siluriformes; Clariidae
Product: thymic stromal cotransporter homolog
Exons: 4
Coding region: 126-1361 (411 amino acids)
Biological process (GO): transmembrane transport
Cellular component (GO): membrane
Molecular function (GO): transmembrane transporter activity
Source: RefSeq, a predicted model, not a curated record
UAAAUAUCUCAAAGGUUAAACAUUCAUAUGACAUCACAAGUCACCCCAAGAUCCUCUAGACUCUACAAGAUCUUCCAGACUCUACAAGACCUUCCAGACACCGCAAGGUCUACCAGACACAUGCGAUGGCAAUCUGUUUGACUUUAGUGGAGCCAAUGGUAGUUAUGCAUCAGCUGGGCUGCUCCUUUUUUGACAUGGCUCUCACCCUGACAGUAUACAACCGCUCACUGAAAAUGGCAGAUGGACAUCCUGACCAAGCUCAAGCAGCUUCUUCAAACUUCUUCCUUAUCCACUCAAUCAUCUCGGCAGUAGCGGCCAUGUUCUCCAGCUACCCACUAGGCCGAAUCGCAGACCGUCUGGGACCUAAAGUGUUUCUGGUCAUCCCCCAGCUGGGUUCCCUCAUGGGAAUGUGCACCCUGCUUGUCUUCCUGUUCCAUGAUCUACCUGUGGAGGUCCUCUUCUUCGGAUCCUUGGUGUAUGGCCUCAGUGGAGGUCCUCCUGCUUAUUGGGCUGGUGUGCUGGCGUUGGCGUCUCUUAGCUCGAAGCAGAAGCACCGCACUUUAAAACUCAACGUUGUGGAUCUCUGUGUUGGCAUUGCAGGGGUGCUGGGUGGUCUGCUAUCUGGGUAUGUGUACCAGUUAGGACAUCAAGGAUUGGUCCUGAUAAUGACUGCCAUGCUCUUCACUGCAGCGGCGCUUUUUCAUGCCGUUUUUCUUCUCUCCAAUUCAAGACAGAAGGUUGAUGAAAACGAUCAGCUACUGUUGCAAGGUGAGAGGACGGACAAAGUAGCAGUAGGACUGUUGAUGUCAGCCUUGGUGUUGUUUGAUCUGGGCAUGAUUGGAGCAGAGAAUGUCCUCACAUUCUAUGUCCUCAAGCCUCCACUGAGCUGGGAUUCAGUAUGGGCUGGGUAUGGUAACGCAGCCACAAACGGCAUGUAUUUGAGCAGCUUCCUUGGGGUGCUGGUGCUAUCUGGUGCGCUAGGAGAUGUGGCCUUGUCUCUGCUCGGCAUUGUGUCCAACUGUACAGGAAUGGCUAUUAUGGCAUUCACAGUGGAGAGUUGGGUCUACUUCAUGGCACGAGGGAUAAUGAUGUUUGCCUGUGUUCCCAUGCCAACGCUGCGAGCGAUGCUUUCCAAAGUUCUGGAUGCACAGCAGUAUGGAUUUGUUUUUGGGCGGCUACAGUUGGCGUUGGCUGUGACUGAACUUCUGUCUACGGUGCUCUUCACCUCUAUUUACCCUCUCACCCUGAACUGGUACAGCGGCCUCUGUUUCCUUCUUUCUAGUGCCAUCAGCUACCUCAGCGUCAUUCCGAUCCUAUACCUGAAGUACAGGCAGAGGAAAACUGGAUACUCAACUUUAUAACUCAUAAUAUAAUUCAUCUAUUACAGUAUAUAUGAGUGUAAAAAAACUACAAGCACUAUAAGACACUUAUUUAGCUGUUGACGUUUUCCAAGGUGCCAGCUUGGGGAAUUUUAUAGGAGUAGAAUGUCAUAAUGUUUUAGUAAGCUGCCAGGCAUCCAGACAUAAAUCCGCAGGAUUUUGAGGGUAUUAGAAAAGUUG